AACACGUGAGCAGUGUUUCCUUUGAGGAGGACGGUUCUGUUGUUUACUUUCUUUUUUCUCUUCAACAAUGUCUAAAGUUAAUCACCUGAGAGAGGUUAUCGGUCAGCGACUAACAGCAGCUGCUUUAGAAAUAUUCUCAGUGUUUGAAAAAACCAUCUUGGAGUAUGAAGAAGAGCUGGACCGUCAGCGCAGACUGUUGGACCUCGCCUGGAAACCUGAAAUCAGACUAAACAGAAUCGACCUCCCACAAGAAUAUGUUGUCGAUAACCUGGAGAGGAGCUGCAGCCCGGACCAGGAGGAACAAGGGAAUCCACAGACUACAAAACUGGAGGAAGACUCCAGCGGUCAGGAGAUGAAGCAGGAGGACGUAGAGGUGGAUGUCUCAUUGGUCAAUGUUGCUGAUGUGAAAGUUGAGAAUGGUGAACCAGUACUGGACCGUGGCCAGCUGCUGUUGCACACUUAUCCUGAAUCUCAAAAGGAAGAUGAAGAAGGAAUGGAAAGAUUAUGCUCAGACUCCAGUAAAACUGCAGGUCUGGAGCCAAUGAGACGACACGGUGACCACGAAGACACUGCUGUCCCGUCAGAAGGCAACUUUAAAGGUAAAUCAAAGCUGACUAGGACCCACACUGGGAAGAAGGCAUUUUCUUGCAGCAUUUGCAGGAAAGAGUUCAGUAAACGUUGUAUUUUAAAGGAUCACAUGAAGAUCCACUCUGGCGAAAGGCCGUACCUGUGCAACACCUGCGGAAAAUCGUUUAAUAAAUCAUCAAAUCUCAAGAAGCAUAAAAUGAUCCACACGAGCGAGAAGCCCUACGUCUGCAAAACAUGUGGAAAAAGUUUCAGGCAACGUUCAGACCUGCAGAUUCACUCGAGGACCCACACUGGCGAAAAGCCGUACCUGUGCAACAUCUGCAACAAAACCUUUACUCAAUUACCACAUCUUAAACGCCACAUACUCACGCACACGGGCGAGAAGCCCCACGUCUGCAAAACAUGUGGAAAAAGUUACACGCAACGUUUCCGCCUGGUGGUUCACUCAAGGACCCACACCGGCGAAAAGCCGUACCUGUGCAACACCAGCGACCUCCCACAAGAAAAUGUUUGUAAGGUGGAGGAGGACGGGGUUUUCAGUGACCAGCACCUCGAUAACCUGGAGAGGAGCUGCAGCCCGGACCAGGAGGAACCAGGGAAUCCACAGACUAUAAAACUGGAGGAAGACGCCAGCGUUCAGGAGAUGAAGCAGGAGGACGUAGAGGUGGAUGUCUCAUUGGUCAAUCUCGCUGAUGUGAAACUUGAAAAUGGUGAACCAGGACCGGACCGUGGCCAGCUGCUGUUGCACACUUCUCCUGAAUCUCAAAACGAAGAUCAGGAAGGAACUGAAAGUUUACGCUCAGACUCCAGUAAAACUGCAGAUCUGGAGCCAAUGAGACGACACGGUGACCACGAAGACGCUGCUGUCCCGUCAGACAGCAACUGUAAAUCAAAGCUGACCAGCACCCACAUGGGGAAGAAGGCAUUUUCUUGCAGCACUUGCAGGAAAGAGUUCAGUAAAAGAGGUAUUUUAGUGGAACACAUGAAGAUCCACAUGGGCGAAAGGCCGUACCUGUGCAUCACCUGCAGCAAAACCUUUACUCAAUUAUCAACUCUUAAACGCCACAUAACCACGCACACGGGCGAGAAGCCCUAUGUCUGCAAAACAUGUGGAAAAAGUUACACGCAACGUUGCAACCUGGUGAUUCACUCAAGGACCCACACCGGCGAAAAGCCGUACCUGUGCAACACCUGCGGAAAAACCUUUAUUAAGUUAUCGGCUCUUAAUCGACACAAAGCUGUGCACACGGGUGAGAAGCCCUAUGUCUGCAAAGAAUGUGGAAAAAGUUUCAGUGAAGCUUCCAACCUGGUGGUUCACUCAAGGAUCCACACCGGCGAAAAGCCGUACCUGUGCAACACCUGCGGCAAAACAUGUACUACAUCAUCAAAUCUUAAAAGCCACAUAACCCACGCACACGGGUGAGAAGCCGUAUUCGUGCAAGACGUGCAGCAAAAGUUUUAGCUGCAGAAUUGAUUUGCUGAGUCACAUGAAAAAUCACCCAGAGGAGAAGUCUGGUGAUUCGUGAUAAAUGAAGCUCAUGUUGUCGCCCAUCAAACUGUUCAACAAUUUUUCUAUUCUUAUAAUUCUUAUAUUUCUUCUUAAGAAAUAUUUUCUUCUCAAGAAAACAUUAUUUUUCUUAUAUUUUUAUCUUUAUAUGGGUGUUUGGAUUUUGGUGAGUUUGAUUUGUAAAUUACAGCGCUGUGAGAGUGAGA
Messenger RNA from Cololabis saira (Pacific saury), 2301 nucleotides. Its product is annotated as zinc finger protein 79-like. The transcript has 3 exons. The record is from RefSeq and is a predicted model, not a curated record. Lineage: Eukaryota; Metazoa; Chordata; Actinopteri; Beloniformes; Belonidae. The coding region runs from base 68 to 2011 and encodes 647 amino acids.